AUCAUGGAGACCCAGAGGGCCAGCCCUUCGCUGAGACACUGGGCACUGUGGCUACUGCUCCUGGGACUAGUGCUGCCCUCGGCCAGCGCCCAGGCCCUCAGCUACAGGGAGGCCGUGCUUCGUGCUGUGGAUCAGCUCAAUGAGCAAUCCUCAGAACCUAAUAUUUACCGUCUUCUCGAGCUGGACCAGCCUCCUCAGGAUGAUGAAGACCCAGACACCCCGAAGCGGGUGAGCUUCAGGGUGAAGGAGACCGUGUGUUCCAGGACCACCCAGCAGCCCCCGGAGCAGUGUGAAUUCAAGGAGAAUGGGCUGCUGAAACGGUGUGAGGGGACAGUCACCCUGGACCAGGUCAGGGGUAACUUCGACAUCACCUGUAAUAAUCACCAGAGCAUCAGGAUUACAAAGCAACCAUGGGCACCUCCACAAGCAGCCCGAGUAUGUCGCAUCGUCGUGAUAAGGGUUUGCAGAUAAUCAGCGCUUGAAGAUUUCCAUCAUAAGGCAGAGAAGAGUCCUAAGGGUUUUCUUGCUCUGCCU
Molecule: messenger RNA, 534 nt
Organism: Odocoileus virginianus texanus
Lineage: Eukaryota; Metazoa; Chordata; Mammalia; Artiodactyla; Cervidae
Product: cathelicidin-1
Biological process (GO): innate immune response; defense response to Gram-negative bacterium; defense response to Gram-positive bacterium
Cellular component (GO): extracellular region
Molecular function (GO): lipopolysaccharide binding
Source: RefSeq, a predicted model, not a curated record